This is a messenger RNA of Naegleria gruberi, 1395 nucleotides long. RefSeq lists its product as uncharacterized. The record is from RefSeq and is a predicted model, not a curated record. The coding region runs from base 1 to 1395 and encodes 464 amino acids. The transcript has a single exon. Lineage: Eukaryota; Heterolobosea; Eutetramitea; Acrasida; Naegleriidae.
AUGAAAAGACAACAACACAAUUCAAUCAAAGCAACAACACCAGAGAAAAAACCAAAACUCCCACCACACAAUCCAUCAUCAUUGAAGGACAAAAUUACAACCACUAUUAUUCUAGAUGUGAAUAUUUCCUCCAAAAUUCUCCUCACCAAACUAAGACUCACUCAGCACAAGGUCAACCAAAAGAAAAUUAUAAAGCAAGUGGAGAAAAUAAUUUCAGAUAUGAAUGAGGAGGAGGAAGUAAAGAAUUAUAUUGCAAAGAAAGGUAUUGAUUUAGUUCAGUGGAGAAGCUUUUUUGUGGAUGAUGUUUUUCAAGCUGUGCACAUGUAUGAAGCGUAUCAUGCAGUUUACCUUGGUCAGUUGUUUGGCUUGUGGGAUUAUGUGCCAUAUGUCAAAAUGAUGCUUGAGGAGGAGAAAAUUAAAGAAUCUGUAGAUUAUGCUCCAUUGCUUUAUGCAUCUAAAAAAUUAAGGAAUAAUAAGGAGGUUGUAAAGCAUGCUGUCGAACAUUACCAUAAAUCAUUUUGCUAUGCUUCCAAAAAUUUGAAAACUGACAGGGAAUUCAUGAUGGAAAUUGUAAAAUGUGCAGGAACUUGUAUCAAACAUGCUGCAGAAGAAUUAAAACAAGAUAGAGAGCUAGUAUUGGAAGCUGUGAAAAAUAAUGGAAAGGCAAUCAAAUACGUAGAUCAACAAUUAAAAAACGAUAGAGAAAUAGUUUUAGCUGCAGUUUCUCAAAAUGGAAAAGUUUAUUCAAUAUUGGAAGAAGAGCUACAACAAGAUAGAGAAAUAGCCAUAGCUGCAGUAUCACAAAAUUGGAAAGUAUUAUCAGAUGGAGAUGUCCCAAAGGAAUUACUAAAGGAUAGAGAAUUAAUUUUGGCAGCUGUCAAACAAAAUGGACAAGCAUUUUACUAUGCUGAUUAUUCACUCCAAGAAGAUAUGGAAAUAGUUCUUGUUGCUGUUUCAAUAGAUGGAAGAUCUAUUGAAUUUGCUGCUCAGGAAUUAAAACAUGACAGACAAGUAGUUUUGACAGCUGUUAAGCAAAAUGGUAUGAUGAUUCAAAAAAUUGCAGAUCAUUUCAAAAAAGAUAGAGAAAUUGCAAUGGCAGCGGUCAAACAAAAUGGUGAUGCACUCGAAUUUCUUGAUGAGUUUCUCAAUAACAAGGAUUUCCUAUUGGAAGCUGUUGCUCAUGAAGGUGAUUUACUAUUUUUUGCAUCUGAAACGUUCAGGAAUGAUAGAGACCUAGUUAUGGCUGCUGUGAAAAAUGAUGGUGAAGCAAUUCGUUUUGCCUCUCAGGAAUUGAAAUUAGAUAGUGAAAUUGCUUUGGAAGCUGUAAAACAAAACAGAGAAGCACUUAGAUUUGUACCUGAGGAAUUACAAGAAAUCAUCUCCAAAAACUUGUAA